CUAAGGCUGGCCUAGAACUUGCAAUGCUGCCUCAGCUUCCCAAGUGCUGGGAACACAGGCCUGUGUGGGUGACGCUCUACCUGGCAUCUGCCCAGGACUCGGGUGGGACGCCUCUCUCUUCUUCUCCUUGCUCUCAACGUCUCCGCCACCGUCUCGGUGCCCCUCUGCCUCUAGGUCAGCUCUCCAGACCUGUCUGCCCAGUAGGCCUGCCCCAGCUGUGCCCUGAGCUCCCUGCCAGGGAUGUGCUUCACCCCAGGAUCCAUCCCUUCCCAGCACCUGCUCUGCCCCAAGUCCCUUUUCUCCAUCAAUCUUCCCUUUACAGCUGUCCGGGUGACCCAAGAUUUAGAAUCUCCGUCCAGAACUGUGACCUUGGCGGCUCGGGGAUGAGCUCCGCUGUCCGGGGAGGGGGAAGGGGGCAGGGAGGGGUUUUCUCCCUGUCAUGAAACCUGACUGCUGAGCUGCCCGUUGCUAUAGCCUACCUGCUGGUGUCCAAACUUCAGAUCUUAAGCUUUACACACCUCUGAGCUUACCUCCCCAGGACAUCAGCCGCUCAUCAGCUGUCCAUUAGAAGUAGCUACCUGACUCCUCAAAGACAGCGCGGCCUCUGGCCACACCUGUUCCGGUGCCCCUCUGAAUCCUUCUCACCCCCACCUCCAAUCCCUCAGGCCUCACAGUGGGCCCUGACCACUUCACGCAGCCCCUGCCCUGCUCUAAGACCCAGUCGCUCUUGGGCCACCCGCCGAGCAUUUCUGAGACGCUCUCCCAAGGCCACCACCCUCACAGCAAGGCGGGGUCGCAAUGCCGGUUCCGCAGGGACACAGGGGACCUGCGUAGUGCUCCAGGAAGAGGGCCUCCAGCCGCCGCCCCUCCAGGCCGCGAGGCCCCGCCCUCGGCCUCCKCCGCGGCGGUCACGUGGGUGUCCCCCGCCGGCGGAACGGCUGGUCUGACCCUCUGGUCCUGCAGGUGGGGAGCGGCCAGCGCCUGCGGCCAUGAGCCCCCGCGCCGCGCGGCUCGCGGUCCUGGCCACCCUCCUGGCCACCGCCCUGGCCGAGGCCCCGCACCUGGUGCGCGUGGACGCGGCGCGCACGCUGCGGCCCCUGCGGCACUUCUGGAGGAGCACCGGCUUCUGUCCCCCACUGCCACAUGAGCAGGCUGCCCACUACGACCUCAGCUGGGACCAGCAGCUCAACCUUGCCUACGUGGGUGCUGUCCCUCAUGGUGGCAUCAAGCAAGUCCGGACACAUUGGCUGCUGGACCUCAUCACAGCCAGCCAGGGGUCGGCCGGGCAGGGCCUGAGCUACAACUUCACCCACCUGGACGGGUAUCUGGACCUCCUCCAAGAGAACCAGCUGCUGCCUGGCUUUGAGCUGAUGGGAAGCCCUUCAGGACGCUUCAAUGACUUUGAGGACAAGCUGCAGGUGGUGAAGUGGAGGGACCUGGUCUCUCUCCUGGCCAGGAGAUACAUAGGUAGGUACGGACUAGCACAGGUUUCUAAGUGGAACUUCGAGACAUGGAAUGAGCCAGACCACAAGGAUUUUGACAACGUGUCCAUGACCACUCAAGGCUUCCUGAACUACUAUGAUGCCUGCUCUGAGGGUCUGAGGGCUGCCAGCCCUGCCCUACGGCUGGGUGGCCCCGGCGACUCCUUCCACCCGCCCCCGCGGUCCCCGCUCUGCUGGAGCCUCCUGGGGCACUGUGCCAACGGCACCAACUUCUUCACUGGCGAGGUGGGCGUGCGUCUGGACUACAUCUCCCUGCACAAGAAGGGCAAAGGCAGCUCCAUCGGCAUCCUGGAGCAGGAGGUGGCCACCGUGCAGCAGAUCCAGCAGCUCUUCCCCACGUUCAAGGAUACCCCCAUCUACAACGAUGAGGCAGACCCGCUGGUGGGCUGGUCACAGCCACAGCCAUGGAGGGCUGACGUGACCUACGCAGCCAUGGUGGUGAAGGUCAUCGCCCAGCACCAGAACCUGCUGGUCGCCAACUCCAGCUCCCCAGUCUGCUAUGCUCUCCUGAGCAAUGACAACGCCUUCCUGAGCUACCACCCGCACCCCUUCUCCCAGCGCACGCUGACUGCCCGCUUCCAGGUGAACAACACCCACCCGCCCCACGUGCAGCUGCUGCGAAAGCCAGUUCUCACAGCCAUGGGGCUGCUGGCCCUGCUGGAUGGAGAGCAGCUCUGGGCAGAGGUGUCCCGACACAGGGUGGUGCUGGACAGCAACCACACAGUGGGCGUCCUGGCCAGUGCCCACCACCCUAAGGGCCCCACUGACGCCUGGCGUGCCACCAUGCUGGUCUAUGCAAGCRAUGACACCCACGCCCACCCCAACCGCAGCAUCCGCGUGACCCUGCGCUUGGAUGGGGUUCCUCCCCACCCAGGGCUUCUCUACGUCACAUACCACCUGGACAACCGUCUCUGCAGCCCCCACAGCGAGUGGCAGCGCAUGGGCCGGCCGGUCUUCCCCUCCGCGGAGCAGUUCCGCCGCAUGCGCUUAGCUGAGGACCCUGUGGUUGCAGAGCCGCGCCCCUUCCCUGUCGGCGGCAGCCUGACACUGCAUCCUGAGCUUGCGCUGCCUUCGCUCCUUCUGGUGCACGUGUGUGCGCGCCCCGAGAAGCCUCCUGGCCAGGUCACCCGCCUCCGUGUCCUGCCCUUGACCCGAGGGCAGCUGGCUCUGGUCUGGUCGGAUGAGCGCGUGGGCUCCAAGUGCCUGUGGACUUAUGAGAUCCAGUUCUCCCUGGAUGGUGAGGUGUACACCCCGGUCAGCAGGAGGCCAUCCACUUUUAACCUCUUUGUGUUCAGCCCAGACACAGCUGCUGUUUCUGGCUCCUACCGCGUGCGAGCACUGGACUACUGGGCCCGGCCGGGCCCCUUCUCUGACCCCGUACCAUACCUGGAGGUGCCUGCCUCAUGAGGGACCCAUGAGCCUGGUGAACUGCUGGCUGGUCAUAGGGUGCCAGCUCUUUUGUCUCCCACCUCACAGUUUAAAGAGCCUUUCUACA
Messenger RNA from Urocitellus parryii (Arctic ground squirrel), 2997 nucleotides. RefSeq names its product alpha-L-iduronidase (gene Idua). The record is from RefSeq and is a predicted model, not a curated record. Gene Ontology annotation, molecular function: L-iduronidase activity. NCBI's taxonomy places the organism in Eukaryota, Metazoa, Chordata, Mammalia, Rodentia, Sciuridae. Gene Ontology annotation, biological process: carbohydrate metabolic process.